Molecule: messenger RNA, 867 nt
Organism: Exophiala bonariae
Lineage: Eukaryota; Fungi; Ascomycota; Eurotiomycetes; Chaetothyriales; Herpotrichiellaceae
Exons: 2
Coding region: 1-867 (288 amino acids)
Source: RefSeq, a predicted model, not a curated record
AUGGACAAGGUUCAGGCGGUCAUGGGCGUCGCUGAGCUCGUGUUCCGGAAGAUCAAAGCCUUCUUCGAAGAACUUGUCGUGUGGCUUGGAUUCCUCUUGCAAUGGGACGACAUUCUCUGGAUGCACCGCGUAUUGAAGACGAUCAUCAAGGCAACUGGCGCGUACGCAGUGUCAUCAAUUGAGUCGCUCAGAGUCGCGGUCGCCACCACGUUCGAUGGCGCAAUAGCACCAGUGAAAGAAGCCGCCGGGUUAAGACCGACCGGCCGGUCGAUUGGGGAAAGAGCGCAGGACGAGAACCGCAAAGACAACAGCCAUCGCAGCCCGCGUUUAAACUGGCGAAGCUAUCAUUUCAAGAAUGGCGUAAAGGACGCCAACUCGGUGAUUCCAACAUUCACCGUCCCGACAAAACAGGAGAGCCUGCUGACUAAGCUGGUUGACUGGCCAACGCUGAUCUAUGACCGCGACUCAAUCUUCGCACUAAACCCCAUAGUGCUGAUCCAGAAAGUCCUAGCCAUCUGCACAUCAGAGGUCCUCCAGAGUGCAAAGAAUGUGGUGCUGGCGAACCUUGACAUCGCCGAAUGGUCCAUCCAAGAGACCAUGGACGCCCUGGACAGCUUUUGGAUCCAAUUCCCGAUCAUCUCGUGGAUGUACCAGAAAACCACGGGCGAGACGCUGACGAUCCUGGGCGUCUUGUGCCUUGUCUGCGCCAUUCCUGCGACUAUCAGCUACGAGCUCGUCAAACGUGUGGCGCCGUUCCCUCAAGACGCGAGGCUCGAUCAACUUCGAUUGCGUGCUUCACCACGGGCGAGCUUACGCUUUCAAACGACUGAUUCCGGGGUUUGGACAGAUUCAACGUGUUUCCCUUGA